GGUAGAGUCCGCUAAUGCAUUGGGGCAUUUUUGACGGUGUCGGUAUUUCAGAACAGUAGACAGAAAAAUACAUUGUAUGCACAGUCUGUACAUAUUUAAAUCUGUGCUUCAUAUCGAUUACCUGUUCUAUUUGUUGUGCUUACAUAUACUACUUGCCUACGAUUGAGGGUUUAAAGAGGUUAUUUAAGAAAGAUUGAUUUUAUUAAUAAGUAAGAAGAAAAUGUAUUCGAAAACUGUUAAACAUAAUCAAAUCUGACAGUUACAAUUUAGUUUUUAACUUGAUAAUACACGUCAAUAAAUGUUGUACAAAGAAAGAAACACCUGUCAGGUUAAUAAGACAAUGAUUAAUUAAUAAUGAUUAAUUAUGACUUAAUAAUUAUUUGAUCAAGUGAUUUAUGAGAAAAAUGAUGGAACACCUUCCAGCACCAGAAAGAUAAUGUACGAAUGUAAAAUAUUUAAACAAUUAUAUGUGGCUUUAAUAACCAUACUUUAAACACACUUGUAUGUAAACAUGGCACAAAUACAAAGUCCGGGCGCUGAUGGACUACCAAAACAUUUUGUUACUGCUAUGCGAACACUUUUUGAUAUAAUGGACGAUCAGAAUACAGGAUUUGUUAAGUUUUCCGAUAUUGAAGACAGAUGGCAAGAUGAUGGAACACAGGGUCUUCCAAAAGGUGUUUUAGAUAGUCUUAAGAAAGUUACGCCAUCCAAUGGUUUGUUAUCUUUUGAGAGGUUUUGCACUGGAUUAAAAAUUUGUUUACUACAAAUUCAAGCAGAAUCUGAUCCAAAAAAACAUAGUGGUCAACCAAAUAGACCACCGUCUGCACCUAUUCUUAUACCUGACAGUCAAAAUAAAACAACAUGGAUAUCUCCAAAUACAGCAACUAUACGACCAAAUAACGCCAUAUCUCAACAACGAACUUUAAGUAUGCCACAGUUAUUAGCAGGUCGCAAAGAUACCAGUGCACAAUUAGAAUUAAUGGAUGUCAGAAGUGGAACUGAAUCAAAGUUACAUAAAGCAUAUGGACCUCCGAAACCUCCAAGGACAGGUGCUGCAUUGGAAGUUAGAACUAUUAAUACCGAUAGAAAUUUUGAUAAAUCUGAGAUUCGAACGGUAUUGCAAAAUUGGCAAAUGGGUUUGUUAAUGAAUGAUGAUAAAACUAUAGAAAAACGACAGUUACCAACAGUAAAUUAUAAACCAGAUACAAGAACAUUAUUAAGAUCAACUCGUGUAUUGGGUGAUGGUAAAGCAGUUGAAUUACAGAACAAUCAAGUUGGUUUCCAACUAAAAAAGUCAUUAAAUAGACGUAGAGAACCUAGACGUCACACGUUGCAGAAUGGUAUUGAUUAUAAUAUGAUGAAGAGGAUGAAACAAAUCGAGCAAGAGAAAGAUGUCUUACUUCAAGGUUUAGCUGCAGUUGAUAAAGCUAGGGAAUGGUAUUUGAAACAAAUCUCUGCUACUCAAGAAAAAAUCAAACAUCUUGGACGUAUGGGAUCCCAUGUGGAACAGUGGACAGAAGCACAGCAAGAACGAUUAGAAUUGCAACGUGCUCGAGUACUAGAAGUUAAUAAACACCUGGCAGCGCUGAUAAGUAGCUGGGAACGUGGCGGUCUUCCACUUCAUAUGAAUCUUGCUUUUCUUAGUACCCCAACAUCUACCCAACUCCAACAAGAUAUGCUUUCCGGACUUAAGCAACAAAAUCAUAGAUUAACAGAAGAAGUUAACAAAAAAAGCCAACGAAUAGCAAUACUUGAACAAGAAAAAGAUAACUUGGUGCGAGAAUUAUACAAUAGGCAAGGUGGUAUGGUUCAGUCUCGAAGAGCAACAAUGAUCCACGAACAACAUGACCAAACAUUCAUGUAAGAAUAUAACUAAGAUGAUUAUUACAAAGAAGAAUUGCUGCUGAAGAUAGAAACGACGAGUUUUUAUGUGAAAUUAUAUGUCUUUAUAAAACUAAACGAAUGAUAGUUAUAUUCAAGCUUUAGAUUAAGUUUGUAAAAAUUUGUUAAAUAUUCAAGGUACUAAUAUUCAAAUUUAGAUAUAUAAUGUAAACAAAGUGCCUUAAAACUUCCAUAAUCCGUCCAAGAAUCUAAAGAUUAUUACAUUUCCGUAAAUAAAUUAUUAUUCUAAUUAAUAAACAGUCUUGACCCAAUUACUCAUUCUGUUGCAAAAUCAUAGUUUAAAUUACUUCAUAAAAUUCAAUCGAUAGCACUGUGUAUCUAACGCUGAUUUUGUUUCAUGUUGUUAUCAAAAUAUUUUAUAAGAAAAUUACACAAACAUAUUCUGCAAGUUCCGUGAUACAUGCCACAUCUACUUCCGGAAGUACGACCAUAAUGUCAAAUGUUAUCGAACAACAAAGAGUGAUAAUAUGUUUCU
Messenger RNA from Nomia melanderi (Alkali bee), 2377 nucleotides. RefSeq names its product suppressor APC domain-containing protein 2. The record is from RefSeq and is a predicted model, not a curated record. Lineage: Eukaryota; Metazoa; Arthropoda; Insecta; Hymenoptera; Halictidae.